GACAAUGAGAAAAUCUUUGACCCAACUUUGACUUUGAUUCUUCAAUCGAACGCGACAGAGUUGGCAAUAGUCCACAUUCCUCAACUUAAAGUUAACCCCUUCAAUCAUCAUAUUACCCGACACUCUAUCGGUGUCUCUAUCUACCUUUUUCUCUAAAGCCAAACCAAACGAACCGCACUAAUUGCAAUACGAGCCAUUAAACGAGUCAUUGGCAAUUAUCUGCUGGCUGGCGGCGGCUCUGGCAACAGUUUUGAGCCACCAGCCAGGUCCGAGGCCAAAGCCAGAGCCAACAGCUACUUACGGUUAACCAGCAAAACACUUGGCCCACAGAGAGAGAGAGAGAUGGAGAGUGAGAGAGUCCGCUAAGCGAGAGAGAGAGGGGGGAGCUUGGCUUUGAUGUGUACGGAGUAUUUAAAAUGUUUGUGUGUGAUUUGGUUGUCCCUUUGGUAUGCUGUGGACAUAUGGGAAAUUAUGAGCUGCGUUUGGGGUCUAACCGGAUUAAUUACAGCUUCUGCAUGCCCCCAAAGAAGCGAACAUCUCUCGCCCUCUAUUUCCGAUUCUCUGUUUGUGUGUGUGUGUGUGUGUGUGUGUGUGUGUGUGUGUGUGUUUUCUGUGUGAUUUUAAGCUGCUUUGCCAUUUUAAUUAAAGGCUGAUUUUAUUCAAUGAUUUAUCAACUUUAAAUUGCUUCAACUCCGACGUCAUUUGUUCGACGAAGUGGGCUUCCCUUGUUUUCCCGUGCCAUCGAAAAACAAAGUGCAUUUCAGUGGCUUGCAAAUAGAACCUUUGACAUUUUGAUGGAAACGAACGAAAGUUUUCAAGUUUGUGUUGAGCAAGAAAUUGCUUUCCUUUCGACGGAAGCCCCGGAGCUGCAAGCCUGGUAAUUAAAACGGAAUAAUUGUGGAAUAACUGUGUGCAAGGAAAUCAUUUUAUGCAAGGGCAAAGAAAAAUCUACCUGCGGCAAAUGUCGGCGACUAUGGAAAAAAUUAAAAUGAAAAAAAAUUAUGCAAUAUGUAAGCUAGUGUGUGUGGCUGCGUGGCUGAUAUAUAAAUAGGGUUCGGUGGGGGAGAGGGCGGUGGGGCACAGCGGCACAGCAGCAUCAAGAGGCAAUGUCUAUAUACAGUGAGGCAAUUGGCCAGCUGCUGCUUCCACACAUCUACAAACAGCCAUGCAACCACUCCGUCACUCUGGCACACACAACCCCAUACCCAGCCUCUGGCUGGGGCAUCCACCAGCUAGCUGGUGUCCUGUCCGCCCCCACCCCAGGGAGCGACUGGUUGUUAUGGCAUUCGCUGAACGCAUUUUGUAACAUGACAAAAUAGCGUAGCAUACAUUUCAGGGGUUGCAACUGUGCAACACGCUGCUCGGCCAUGCCAUGCCAUGCCAUGCCCGUGCAACGAUUGGGGCACGCCUGGCUGGCAGAUUGGCCGCCAGCCUCGGCUCGUGUCGGGUACGGGGCGCCUGCGCAGGCGCAGCUCAUUGUGUCUGUGCGGCUCUUACGUAACUCUGCCUGCCACAGCCACAGGCCACGGCAGAAUAAUGAUGCUGCCAUCGAGUGAAACGAAACCCAAAGUGAAAACCAAAGCCGAAACAGAGUCUCAACUGCACUUGUUGCUGUCGGUGCGCGUCGUGCAGCAACAUUAGCUCGAUAAAUUCAAAAUGCGACGGCAAAAAUUCCCACAAAAAAGUUACAAAAUGAAGGAAAUAUAUAAUUGAGAAUGGAUAUAUUCCUUGCAAUACUUUCAGUUGAUCAAAAUGUGGCAUAUUGAGCAUGUGGAAGUCAAUUGUUGUGCGAACAUAACCUGAACCUGAACCUGAAACCUGAAACCUGAACUUGAACGUGUAGACUCAACAAAUAAACAGAAUCUGAAUAGCAAAAACUAUGUGAACCAGUAACUAAUUGUCGCAUUUGUGUGCAAGUCUUCAAUAGAAGAAGUUGGAAGGAAGGAAGAGCAGCAUUUUACUUCAGUUUUUCCCUACCCGCCGCCACCACGAGCCUCCCCCCACUUUCAGUUCUUUUGCCCUUUCUGGUCGUAUUUAAAGAUUCAUUCGGUUCAAGGAUUAUCCAAUAAAUACAAAAAUGGACGACGAGAGCGAUGACAAGGAUGAUACGAAAAGUUUUCUUUGCAGAAAGUCUCGGAAUCUGAGCGAGAAAAAGCGACGGGAUCAGUUCAACUCGCUGGUCUGUGAUCUGAGCACCCUGAUAUCCACCUCCGGUCGGAAGAUGGACAAGUCCACGGUCCUCAAGUCAACCAUUUCAUUCCUGAGGAAUCACAAUGAGGCCGCGGAUCGCUCCAAGGUUUUUGAAAUACAGCAAGACUGGAAGCCCACGUUCCUCAGCAACGAUGAGUUCACGCACCUGAUGCUGGAGUCCCUCGACGGCUUCAUGAUAGUCUUUGGCAGCAUGGGCACCAUAUUCUAUGCCUCGGAAAGUAUUACCUCUCAGCUGGGCUAUUUGCCGCAAGAUCUGUACAGCAUGAACAUCUACGAUCUGGCCUACGAAAUAGACCACGAGGCGCUCAUGAACGUCUUCGUGAAUCCGCCGCCUGUGAUCGAGCCGCGGCAGACGGACAUCGGUGCCAGCAAUGAGAUCACCUUUUACACGCAUCUAAAGCGCGGCGGGGUCGAGAAGGUGGACUCCAACUCCUACGAACUGGUUAAAUUUGUUGGUUACUUUCGCAACGAUCCAAACACCUCGGCGGGCUCCCGUUCCGCGAGUCCGAGCGGCAGCCAGUCGGCACCCGUGCUGCCGCACAUCUUCCAGAAGAACCCCAGCGUGGAGGUGGACAGGAAGCUGGUGUUUGUGGGCACGGGCCGCAUCCAGAACCCGCAGCUAAUACGCGAGAUGAGCAUAAUCGACCCGACGAGCAACGAGUUCACUUCGAAGCACAGUAUGGAGUGGAAGUUCCUGUUUCUCGAUCACCGCGCGCCACCAAUCAUUGGCUACAUGCCAUUCGAGGUGCUGGGCACCUCCGGAUACGAUUACUAUCACGUUGACGACCUGGACAGCAUUGUGGCGUGCCACGAAGAGUUGCGACAAACGGGCGAGGGAAAGUCCUGUUAUUACCGCUUCCUAACCAAGGGCCAGCAAUGGAUUUGGCUGCAAACGGACUACUUUGUGAGCUACCAUCAAUUCAACACGAAGCCGGACUAUGUUGUGUGCACACACAAUGUUGUGAGCUAUGCGGAGGUCAUCAAGCACACUCAGAAGGAGAAACAGAAGGCCAGCAGCAAGGACAGCACGGCCUUGGCCUCGACGGCCAGCAGCAGCAAAUCGGCGACGGCUACGACAACGCUGAGGGACUUUGAGCUGGGAAACGAGAAUCUAGAGAGCACACUGCUGGACAAUAGCUUGGCGAAUCUGACCAGUGAAACGGCUGCCAACUCACCCACAGUGGACGCAUCGCCCAUGUGGUCGGCCUCGGUGGCGGCAGCAGCAGCAGCAGCAUCGGGCUCCUGCCAAGUAAAUCCCCUGAAAAUAGCCAGACCCGCCUCGAGCUAUGGCAACAUUAGCUCCACGGGCAUCUCACCAAAGGCCAAGCGGAAAUGUUACUUCUACAACAACAGAGGCAAUGACUCGGAUUCCACUUCAAUGUCCACGGAAUCGGUCACCAGCAGACAGUCGGUGGCCAGCAGGCAGUCCGGGGCCAGCAGGCACUCCAUGAUGACCCAUGCAAGCUCGCAAAGUCAACGACAACGGUCCCAGCAUCGUGAUCACAGUCAAAGCCAUAAUAAUAAUAACCAUCACCAACAGCAGCAGGCGCAACAGCAGCAGCAGCAACAGCAUCUGCAACACCUCCAGCAACAGCAACAGCAAAUCCAACAGCAGCUGCAACUGAACGUGGGGCCGCCUAAGCUGGUGCCCAUGCUGCCCAUCGCACCCGCACAGAUUGUGGCGGGCAACGCAUUUCCACAGCCCGCCUAUCCACUGGCCAGCCCUCAGCUGGUGGCGCCUACCUUCCUGGAGCCGCACCAGUACCUGACCGCCAUACCCAUGCAGCCAGUGAUAGGUCCGUUUCCGGUGCCACCCGUCCCUGUCCUCUCGCCGCUGGCGGUGUCGGGCCAAGGCCAAGGGCAGCAGGAACUCCUACCCGGUAGUGUGGUGAUGACGCCCACGCAGAGUCAGCUGCAGGAUCAGCUGCAGCGCAAACACGACGAGCUGCAGAAGCUGAUCGUGCAGCAGCAGGACGAGCUGAGGAUUGUGUCGGAGCAGCUGCUGCUAGCCCGCUAUACGUAUUUCCAGCCGGUGGUGCAGAUGGGACUCGCACAGGGAAGCAUGGCACCGGGCACAGCGAUGUCCAGUGCGGCGGGCGGCAGCGUUCAGCGCGGCUUCAACUUUGCGGGCACGAACGCCGUGCAGCCGCAGUUCAAUCAGUAUGGAUUCGCGCUGAACUCGGAGCAGAUGCUGAACCAGCAGGACCAGCAGAUGAUGAUGCAGCAGCAGCAGAACCUGCACAAUCAGCAGCAGCACAAUCUGCAGCAGCAGCAUCAGAGUCAAAAUCAACUGCAGCAGCAGCAACAUAUGCUGCAGCAGCAGCAAUUGCAGCUGCAACACCAGCAGCAACAGCAGCAGCAGAACGAUAUGUUGUCGCGCGAGGACAUCGAGGACAUUGAUGCCUUUCUCAAUCUCUCGCCGCUGCAAUCGCUCGAGCCUCCAUCAUCCACCCUCAACACGAGCCACAACAACAGCCAUCCGAGCUUUAACAAUGGCAACGGCAGCACUCAAAACAACACCAACACCGGCCACAACACCGGCCACAACACCAGCCACAACACCGGCCACAACAACAAUAACAACAGCAGCUCGACUGCACCACAAAAUCACAACGAAGACUCCUUGCUGUCAUAUAUGCAGAUGGCGACGAGUCCAUCGGUCAACUUCCACAUGGGCAUCAGCGAUGACGGCUCCGAGACGCACAGCGAAGACAAGAUGAUGAUGGGUCGCAGCAGUAACCACUUGCAGCUGCAGCAGCAACAUCUCCUGCAGCAGCAGCAGCAACAACACCAACAGCAGAUGCAACAAUCGAGCAACUUUUACCACACGAAUCCAUUCCUCACCCACCUGCAGAACCAGACUCAGAAUCAAUUGCCGAACGACCUGGAAAUAUUGCCCUUUCAAAUGUCGCAAGAGCAAUCACAGAAUCUAUUCGAUGCGCCAAACACAGCCCAUGGCGGCAGUCAAUAACACAUGUAGAACCCUAGCACGUAAGCCCUAUAGAGUCUCUAAUAAGUUUCCUUCGCCUAUAUUUUGUGCAUCCGUGUAUUAACUGGCUGUCUCUCUAGCGAACUUUCUCUUGGAACCUCCUUUCGGGACUAGUUGUAGAUCUCAACAGACUGAGUAUUGUUCUUCUAAGAGAUGGAUUUUGAUUACUUUGUGUGUCUCUCUCUGUGUGUGUGUGUUUGUUUGUUUGUAUAUAUGUAUGUAUGUACGCGUAGUAGUAACAUUCUCAAAAUAUGUAACGAUAAGUAGAUUUUUUGUAUUUGUUAGCAAUUAGCAAGAAGAGCCCAUCGUUUGCAUAAGCCACCAAAUUAUCCAGUAAGUGCCAUUGAGGGCGCACACAGGGAUGAUCUCUGAUAUGUAAUCGAACCUUAAGCCCGAAAACGUACGCCUAAAUAAUAAUUGUAGAUAACUAACUAUGUAAGCAAUGCUAAUCCAAUUGUAUAUCCAUUAUACCAAGACUGGUCUUCUCUACUGGAGUCAAUUUAUUAUUUAAGCAACGAUGAUGAUAGACAUAACAACUCAGGUUGAGACUGCAACUGCAACUGACAUUUAUUUUCUGCUGUGAGCAUAUUCCGAUAAGUUUUCCCCAUGCCUCCUCAGCUGU
Molecule: messenger RNA, 5822 nt
Organism: Drosophila obscura
Lineage: Eukaryota; Metazoa; Arthropoda; Insecta; Diptera; Drosophilidae
Gene: Clk
Product: circadian locomoter output cycles protein kaput
Exons: 7
Coding region: 2078-5182 (1034 amino acids)
Biological process (GO): regulation of transcription by RNA polymerase II; circadian regulation of gene expression
Cellular component (GO): CLOCK-BMAL transcription complex; nucleus; cytoplasm
Molecular function (GO): DNA-binding transcription factor activity, RNA polymerase II-specific; protein dimerization activity; RNA polymerase II cis-regulatory region sequence-specific DNA binding
Source: RefSeq, a predicted model, not a curated record